Messenger RNA from Anoplophora glabripennis (Asian longhorned beetle), 1222 nucleotides. Its product is annotated as putative ankyrin repeat protein RF_0381. Gene Ontology annotation, cellular component: nucleus. The record is from RefSeq and is a predicted model, not a curated record. The coding region runs from base 126 to 1025 and encodes 299 amino acids. Gene Ontology annotation, biological process: positive regulation of transcription by RNA polymerase II. The transcript is spliced from 4 exons. NCBI's taxonomy places the organism in Eukaryota, Metazoa, Arthropoda, Insecta, Coleoptera, Cerambycidae. Gene Ontology annotation, molecular function: protein binding; transcription cis-regulatory region binding.
CGUGUCGUGAGUGAUUCACAGGAUUUGAACACCGCACUUUUUCUUUGUUAUCUAUUUAACAGAUUAGAUUUUAAAGUGCUGACGAGUACAGAAUUUACAUUUUGAUUAGUUAAAAGGAAUACAAAAUGGACGAAGAAAGAAGGGAAUCGUUUCCUCUUCACAGAGCCGUUGAGUAUAGAAUUAUACAGAAGAUAAAUAUCCUACUGCCAAAGACUCAAGACAUUAACAAGAAAAACGACAAGGGCUACUCGGUGUUUCUCAUAGCAUGCGAAUUGCAGGAUUACGAUGAGAUCUUGGAUAUACUGCUAACUCGUAAGGACAUUGACCUAACAGUGAAGAACAAUGAUGGAUUUGCUGCGUUGCAUAUCCUUGCUUACAAGGGCAACUUCAGAGGUAUAGUCAAGGUACUGAAAGCAUUUCCAGAUGUCGAUAUUGACAUGAAAAACAACAAGGGCAACACGCCACUUAUGAUAGCUUGUAAAAUGAACUAUAUGAGAGUCAUCGAAUAUUUAUUAGCUAAAGGAGCGGAUGUAACAAUCGAAAAUGAGAAAAAAUAUACUGCAUUACACUAUGCCGCCAACAACGGGUAUACAGAAUGUGUUGAGUUGCUAAUUGAAAAUGGUAGCAAUGUAAACGCCACCGACGAUUAUGGCCUCACCCCUUUAAUGAAAGCCAGCAAAUGGGGAUUCACAGAGACCUGUGAAAUCCUCCUAAAACACGGCGCAAAUGUUAACUACAACUGCAAAUACAUGACUCCUUUAAGUUCAUCUUGUUACAACGACACCGUGGAGCUGAUGAGGUUGCUGAUUGCACACAAAGCCAACGUUGACUUUCCCGGAUCGUAUUCCAGCGCCCUGAUCUCGUGUGCCAGACUGGGAAGCUACGAGUGUGCCAAAGAACUGAUAAAGGCCAGAGUGAAGGUGCAUGGCAAGAUGAAUAAUGGAAAGGCGGCAGUGGACAUCGCUAGAGAGAACGGACAUAUGGAACUCGUCGCUCUCUUGUCGAGAUAUGACACAUUUUACUGAUUUUUAGAAGUCCGUUACUUACAUUAAAGAAUUACUAUAAUCUUAUUUCACAUCUUUAAAAAUUAAUCUCACAUACAUAAUUAAUCAAACUUUUAUAUUUUACUAUAUGUAUAUAUAAUAUAUACUAUAAUAUUACAUAUAAUUUUUUUAAUUUACAGCUCAGCAGAAUGUUCAUAAAAGGGGAAACUAAUUAAGGG